Klebsormidium nitens is the source of this 3062-nucleotide messenger RNA. The record is from the annotation of a GenBank genome assembly. Lineage: Eukaryota; Viridiplantae; Streptophyta; Klebsormidiophyceae; Klebsormidiales; Klebsormidiaceae.
UGACACUGUCAGCAAGGCUCGUGCUGUGUGCGAGGCACUGUCAAGGAGUGGAGUCAAAGGGGCAGGCUGCUGGGCAGCGAAAUGCAGAUCAUCACAGGACCACUGGAGCCAUUGGACCAGGAGGAGCUCAUACUGUGGCUCAAAAGAGAACUUCACAAGUUGUUUUCAUGGACAUUUGUUAUGCUGCAUCGAUCACCUGAGAGGUUUGAUCAACUCAUCAAAAGGGGCCAGCAUCGUUGCUUUCCAUGGGAUACUAGUCCUGUAUCUGUUGAAGCAGCUUCUCUCUCUCUCAUUGCUCGCUUUUUCUAAGUCCACCACGAGGCGCUGCUCAACAAACGCCUCAUACUCGGCAACCUUCUUUCGCCGCUCCUGCAAAUCCAUGUCCCCUCAACAUCUAAACAUUGCACACUCCAGCAUCAGAGCGCAGAGACUCAGAUGGUGGCAAAAUGCGUUGCAAAUCAAUGACAAUGUGGAGCAGUUCUACAUUGUCAUUAGAUCUCGCGAGCCUCCAAUAGACAUGUCGCCCCACUCAGAGCCCCCUGAAAGUCCUGUGAGGGGGCAUUUUCCGAGCGCGACAAACUUCUUUUGCUGGUUAAUUUGCCCCCCACGUUACUGGAGGGGGGUAGGAUGGUCCCGAAUCGAGGCAUGUGUUUUCAAAGGUCACAAACCUUUCAAGAAGUGCUGCGAAGAAAUGACAUUGAAUUUGAGGCGCCAGCGGCAGUGGCAGGAGCUGAAGAACAUGCAGGUGGUACAAGUGGACAGGCCAGGAAGCAUGUGUGCUUAAAGUGUUUCCUGCCGGAAGGCAGAGUUCUGUAAAGGCUCUAGUUUGGAGAAGGGGGGCGCGUUCUUCGCUUCAGUGGGGCCGCUUGCAUCAGGUCGACUGUUUCAAAGAGCAGCGGCGUUCCUGCAUUCUCCGCCACCUGCUAGCCCCCCAUAAAACUAGUUGAUUACAAAUUCUUUUAUGGUUUUUGCUAGCUAGUGAGGAUGGAAGGCGCCCCAGUAAGCCCGCCUGCGGCGCCCCGGGUCCUGUUGUCUGGGAGCCCUUUGGGCCGCCUCACCACCCUUUUCAAGCGGGUGGCAGCGGUGAACAAGUCGAACGGUCCGUUUGACUUGCUGCUCUGUGUCGGCCAGUUCUUUCCCAGCCAGGGCGGUGACGCCAGCGCUGAGGUGGCAGAAUAUCUAGGGGGGCGAAAAGUUGUUCCACUGCCUACAUACUUCAUUGGAGAUUAUGGGUUUGGUUCUGAAAUAGUUCAGGCGAAGAUGGCGGAGAGCAGCGGAAGCGGCCCAGUCGAGAUAUGCCCCAACUUGUACUUCUUGGGCAGGGCUGGCAUCGCCGAACUUUCCGGUCUCCGAGUAGCCUUUCUCGCUGGAGAGUACGACCCUUUCUCGUAUCGCGCCGGCGCCGGCUCCGACGCGUCCGUACCCUCCAGUCAGCGGCACCAGGACUUUGAAGCACUUGCAGCGCUGGCGAAUGACAAUGAACGUCCAGUGGACUUUCUGCUGACCAAUGAAUGGCCCCGGGGGAUUCUCGAGGGGGUCGAUAAGGCGGAGGCACCGGCGGGGUUGGAUCCGGUCGCGGUCGGGAGCCCCGUUGCGGCGGAACUGGCAAAGGACUUGAAACCGCGGUAUCAUAUUGCCGGCACUGAGGAUGUGUUCUUCGCUCGAGCGCCGUACCGAAACCGGGGCCCUUCGCAACACGUGUCUCGCUUCAUCGGGCUCGCACGAGUUGGAAACGACAAGAAACAGAAAUACCUGCACGCCCUCAACCCCACCCCCUCGUCGCAACUCUCCCCCGCGGAUCUAGCGGCCGCCCCCCCGAACACGACGCCGUCUCCUUACGAGCCCCAACCCUCCACGAGCCAACCCGCCGCCCAGAACUCUAAACCCCCGGUUCCGGGGUCUGUGUUAAGCACGGGAGAACCCGAGGGGGGGCAGUAUUGGCGGUGGCAAGAGCAGCCCAAUAAGCGGCAGCGCACCGACGGGGGGGACAAGGUCUGCUUUGAUUUUCAAAAGGGGCGCUGCGAGAGGGGGGACAAGUGCAGGUAUCGACACGACCUGUCUGGUGCGGGCCCGACAGGCAGGGGUUCUGAAAGCGGGGGUCCAAGCAAGGGCCCGCCCGGCCCUCCCGCCCCGUGUUGGUUCUGCUUGUCCUCGCCGGACGUGGAGACGCAUCUCGUCAUCAGCAUAGCGGAGCACUCAUAUGUCGCACUAGCAAAAGGCCCCCUCAUACCCGGCCACGUGCUCGUCCUCCCCAUCGAGCACCACCCGUCGCUGGCGGCGCUUCCGCCGGACGUCUACGCCGAGAUGAUGCGCUACAAGGACGCGCUGCAAAAGUGCUUCGCCGCGCAGAACCGGGCGUCCAUCUGCUUCGAGCGCUACCUCCAGCUGCGCGCGGGCACGCAUGCGCACCUGCAGGUGUGCCCCAUCUCUCGAAGCGCCGCGGACAAGGCCCGCUUGCACUACGAGUCCGCUGCCGAGAAGAACGGGUUCCGGCUGGUUCCGGUUCCGGCCGAGGAGGGCGCGAACGGGGCGGAACAGCUGCGGAACGCUGUGGGCGGGCCGGGCAACUACUUCAUGGUGGAGCUGCCGGACGAGACUCGGCUCCUGCACGCCAUCAAGCCCGGGGAGAAGCUCCCCAUGCAGUUUGGACGUGAGGUUUUGGCUGACUUGCGGGGCACGCCUGAGAGGGCCGAUUGGCGCGCAUGCAAGCUGACCACCGAAGAGGAGACCGAGAUGGCUGACGCGUUCAAAGAAAUGUUCAAACCCUUCGACAUCAUGGAGACGUGACUUCCGAUUGCGGCCCUUCUAGAAAUUCGGUCUGAGAGCUUGGCUAACGUUGACCUCAGCAUCGAUGCUAAUUGGCUAGUCGUGAUUGGUUGCGACGCCAGAGCAGAAAAACUACAAACAUCUGUGAUGGUAGAGCGUUGACCCGCUAUGAAGGGCUCGGAAUGGAAGUAUCAUUCGAGGACAUGCGGAAUUACGAUGCUUCGGCCCAAACACGAACAUCGAUGCGGGGGCGUGAUCCCUCACCGUCAUGAUUACAUGAUUAUUUAUUGUCUGCG